Nyctereutes procyonoides (raccoon dog) is the source of this 2296-nucleotide messenger RNA. It is a transcript of the gene GTF3C5, whose product is annotated as general transcription factor IIIC subunit 5. The record is from RefSeq and is a predicted model, not a curated record. Gene Ontology annotation, cellular component: transcription factor TFIIIC complex. Gene Ontology annotation, biological process: transcription initiation at RNA polymerase III promoter. NCBI's taxonomy places the organism in Eukaryota, Metazoa, Chordata, Mammalia, Carnivora, Canidae. The transcript is spliced from 11 exons. The coding region runs from base 225 to 1787 and encodes 520 amino acids.
UUUUAAAUCCAAAAUUGAGGCCCAGGUGGCCCUUCACCCCGCAGCCUGGGGGCCUGCCCGCGGGUCUGCGCUUCCAGGGGCCUCGAGUCUCGAGGAGCCCAGGGAUACAGAGACACGCGGGCAGCCGGGACGCCCGGAACGAUUCUCUCGCGGAACCAUUGCGGCGAGGCCCCUCGGAGCACGCGCAGGGCCGGGCCGCGGCGGGCCGGGCCACAGGGGCAGGGAUGGCGGCGACGGUGGCUGCGGCGGCCGCCGACGCGGGGCCGGGGGUCGCGGUGCCGGUGGACCUGCGGCGCGAGCAGCGCAUGGUGUGCGUGGAGUACCCCGGCGUGGUGCGCGACGUGCCCAAGAUGCUGCGGACUCUGGGCGGCGAGGAGGGCGUCUCCCGGAUCUAUGCAGACCCCACCAAGAGGCUGGAGCUCUACUUCCGGCCCAAGGACCCUUACUGCCACCCUGUGUGUGCCAACCGCUUCAGUACCAGCAGCCUGCUGUUCCGGAUCAGGAGGAAGACCAAGCGGCAAAGGGAGGUGUUGGGGCUUGAGGCCCAGCCAGAGGUCACAUUUGACAUCGAGAUUCUUGGCAUCAUCUCCACCGUUUACAAGUUUCAAGGGAUGUCCGACUUCCAGUACUUGGCUGUGCACACAGAUGCCAAUGGCAGGCACAUGUCGAUGUAUGACAGAGUGCUCAUGCUCAAGCCUGAGAAGGAGAGUUUCUUCCACCAAGAGCUGCCGCUCUACAUCCCCCCACCCAUCUUCUCCCGGCUGGAUACCCCAGUGGACUAUUUCUAUCGACCAGAGACACAGCACCGGGAAGGCUACAACAACCCCCCCGUCUCGGGAGAGAACCUGAUUGGCCUGAGCAGGGCCCGGCGCCCCCACAAUGCCAUCUUUGUCAACUUUGAGGAGGACGAGGUGCCCACGCAGCCGCUGGAGGCUGCUGUCCAGACAUGGAGGAGGAUUUCCACCAACCCCAUUGACCAGAAGGUGGAGGAGGAUUUGAGAAAGCUGUUUGAAAUCCGGCCCAUCUGGUCACGAAACGCCGUCAAGGCCAACAUCAGCGUCCAUCCUGACAAGCUGAAGGUCUUGCUGCCCUUCGUGGCCUAUUACAUGAUCACAGGUCCCUGGAGGAGCCUGUGGAUCCGAUACGGGUACGAUCCCCGAAAAAACCCAGGCGCCAAGAUUUAUCAAGUCCUUGAUUUCCGAAUCCGUUGUGGAAUGAAAUAUGGUUAUGCCCCGAGUGACAUGCCUGUCAAGGCGAAGCGCAGCACAUACAACUACAGCCUUCCCAUCACUGUCAAAAAGAUGCCCCCCCAGGUUGUCACCAUGCAGGACCUGAAGCAGGGCCUGGGCCCAUCGGGGACAGCCAGCUCACGGAAAUCCAACUCCAACAAGUACAAGCUCAAGGACUCAGUCUACGUCUUCCGGGAGGGGGCCUUGCCGCCCUAUCGGCAGAUGUUCUACCAGUUGUGUGACUUGAACGUGGAAGAGUUGCAGAGGAUCAUCCACCGCAAUGAUGGGGCGGAGAGCCGCUGCACGGAGCGAGAUGGCUGGUGCCUUCCCAAGACCAGUGACGAGCUGCGAGAUACCAUGUCCCUCAUGAUUCGGCAGAUCAUCCGCUCCAAGAGGCCUGCUCUCUUCUCCAGCCCGGCCAAGGCCGACAGAGAGAAAGAGCAGCUGACAUAUGAGUCCGGGGAAGACGACGAGGACGAUGAAGAGGAGGAGGAGGAUUUCAAGCCAUCUGAUGGCAGUGACAAUGAGAUGGAGACAGAGAUUCUGGACUACGUGUGACACAGCCCUGCCCCCAAGGCUGGGUCUCCUUGAUCAUGCAAGACUGGUGACGGAGCCAGGACAAGCUGUGGCUCCCCAGUGCUGCCCACAGUAACCAGAACAGCCCUAGGAGCACCCCCAGAGGAAAGCUGGGGUCUUGGCACUGGGUGCAGCUGACCCUGCUCCUGCCUGUCUGCCUGUGACACCUGCUGCUUGGGGCUGCCCUCGGGCCCCCAGUGCUUGGGGAGAUCCCCAAAGGACUGGCAGCCAUGAACCAGCCCAUUGUCUAGCAGGCUGGGCCGGUGCAUAGCACCUCUCUGUGGCUGAAAACAACAAAAGCUGGAGGUGGAGAUGAUGUGACCAGGGGAGGUGUCAGUCUUGCUUUGGAGCUUAUGACUGAUGGCAGUGAUGGCUGGUGACCAGUGAGGAAGCUGGUCCGUGGUCACAGAUGGGCGAAGACUGUCCUUGGGUUUGCAUCGCAUUCAUCCGGGGCCCAGUUGUCCUUAUCAAAUAUACUUUCUCAAGGAGUC